GUAAGGCCACUCCUGUCCAAAGUCCUUCAGAGAUGGUUGAUUAGCUGAAGCAGGAGGUUGCUCUGAUAAAACUGUAGAUAUUUUUAUUCUUAACUGGAGGAUCAUUUAAUAAAUUAGAUUAUCAAUGUAAUUCAGAAAUAAAUACACAAGAGUGGAUUUAAAAUAAUCUAAUCAUAUUUCUAUACAAUUUAGAAGAAAAUGUGGUCUGUGAACGUCAUGUUCCUUCUCCUGUUCUGCUAUGCAUGCUUGUCAACUGGAGAUGGCAGUGUGAAAUUUAUCUCCAAAAACUUUUACAAUGUUCUUCACUGGGAUCCUCUACAGCCUUCUUUUCCAGGCCAAAAGGUGCUCUACAGCGUGCAAUACUGGAGGGAUGAUGAGGAGCAGUAUUGGAUAAAGCAUGAGUGUCAAAACAUCACCCACCUGUCGUGUGACCUGACCGCAGAAACCCCAUCGGUCUAUGAUGUUCACUAUAGGGCUAAAGUAAUGGUUAAUGGCACCUGCAUGGGCAUAACCAAGUCCUUUACACCUUUUAGAGAGACUGUUCUUGGUCCACCACAUUUGUCUUUACACACAACACCAUCCACCCUGCAUGUCAAUGUCACCCUGCCACUUGGACCUAAUGGAGUCUCGAUUGCAGAUAUCAUCACCUCUAGCAAAAAGGGCUUAAUAAAAGCUGUGCCAGAGUACAUCUUAACAAUAACCACUCCAGAAUGGGCUGCACAGGUCAUCACAAACAAAACUGGCCAAUUUGAAGUUAUCUUAAAGUACAAUCAGUCUAAAUACUGCGGCCAUGUGGUUUAUUUACCGACUUCAGAAUGGGGUAGGAUACCCAGUGAGAAAGCACCAUUCUGUGUUACUCUGCCAGAUAACCAUCAGAUACCUUUACAGUGGGUUCUCCUAAGUAUUGGUGUUCUGGUAGCCAUUAUCAUACUAUCAGCUGUUUGUAUUUGGAGCUAUGUAAAGGAUGGAAACAUAAGGAGCAUUCCAGAGGCAUUGGUAAUCCCCACCAAGCAAUGCAAAGUUUUGCAGCAUCAAGACAAGAAUCUCAGAAUUUCUGAAGUUUCUGUUGGCAUACACUGGGUCCAAAACCAGAUCCAAGACCAGAAGAAGAUAAACCUGCAGAUUUGCCGUGCUUCAUGUGAUUUGCCGUGUGGAUAUUCUCCUCAGGUUGACCCAGAGCACAUCUUCCAGUGCAACCCUGAAACAAGUGCAGAGUCUUCUGGGAGUUAUGGUGCUGUUGCAGUUCAGACCCUGGUUGAAGCGAAUGAAGGAAACCUUAAGCGGGAUCACAUUGUGAAGAGACAAACGAUCCAGGCUACUUUGCCCUGCGGUCAAGAAGAAAAAAAGGAGAAAGGAGGAAUUAUUCCCCAAACUUCCUCAUAUGGUGCACCACAACUGCCGAACUUUAAUGGAAGUGAGGGUACACCAGAGCAGCAGCCGUUGGUGAUAAAUGCUGUAAGAAACAUUGAUGGACAACUUAUGUUGGCUCUAUCUGCAUUUCAAUUACAGACCAGCCCUUGUGGCAUAGAAUUGCAAAUGAACACAGAGAGGAAACCUCUUUUGGAAGAUGUCAUAUUCCAGAACGAGCCCAUGUUUACACCUUUAGAAAGACAAUACAGCGAUGAGAGGGAUUCUGGCUGUUAUGACAGCAAUUUAAAUACACCUACCAGCCCAUUCUGCAACCCUAUUUACUCCUCUUCUGAAACCAUGCAUCCUAGUUUACAGCAACAAUGCCAGACCAUGCAACCUGUUGAUGCCAUUUGUCAUUCAGGAUACAAACAAAACGGGUUGUCUGCAUUCCUAACUGGACUCACUGACAUUCACUGAUAUUCAAAACUAUAGGUUGA
Cyprinodon variegatus (sheepshead minnow) is the source of this 1847-nucleotide messenger RNA. It is a transcript of the gene ifnlr1, whose product is annotated as interleukin-20 receptor subunit alpha-like. The coding region runs from base 199 to 1827 and encodes 542 amino acids. NCBI's taxonomy places the organism in Eukaryota, Metazoa, Chordata, Actinopteri, Cyprinodontiformes, Cyprinodontidae. Gene Ontology annotation, molecular function: protein binding. The transcript has 7 exons. The record is from RefSeq and is a predicted model, not a curated record.